AUUUAUUUAUUUAGUUCAUACAGAAAGUUUCUAGAACGCCGACAGGUGGCAGCACGCUGCGUUAUUUUGAUCGAGUUUGACAGUAAGAAAUUUGAUCCGAAACGUUCGACAAGUGGCGUUCGGCGUUAAAAAGUGUAAUGUGCGGUACGUGUAAACAAAAGUGUGUGGAGUUUGUGCAAAAUGUUGAGCGAAGUUGACGUACGUCUGUAAUAAAUGUUAACCUCAUUAAACAACUUUGUGGACGUCGGUCUCAAGGGGUAUUUCUGUUACCGUCCGGACCAUCAGACAUUACAAUUUGCAGUUUGGCUGGAAGGGCUAGGAAAAAUGAAGGAGAGACGGGGAUGUAUGGAGAAGAUGGACAAGAACGUUUUGGAUGAAUAGGAAGUUGAGCACCAGCGAGAAAGUCAAGUCUCUUAUGCGCCAUCUAGUAGCGAUGAGCGUAGGCAUCAUUCGUUGAGAGGGAAACCGUAGCACGAGGGGUGGCGAAGGGCAGAGAGAAAAGAAUUUCGGUGGAGCCGCAGGGGUGGAUAGAAAACGAGGUCCAAGAUGGGAGAGAAUCAUCAACAGCAGGAGCAGCAGCCUGUUCUUCGUUCGAUCAACAACGAGCACAGGUCGUUCGUUAAGUUCAUCAACAAGACGCUGCACAGCGUCGUUUUGUAUUGGAUCGAUUACCAGGGUCAGGCAGUCAGUUACGGUGUGUUGGCACCCGGUGAUUGCCUGGACAUCGACACCUUUGUCACGCAUCCGUGGAUCUUCGUUGACGCGGAGACCAGAGACAGGUACACGGUGAAUCAGAGGGACGUUUUCUUUCCCGAAGCAUGGUUCGUGAGGUAUCGAGGUCUCCGACAGAGCGAGUUACCUCAAAGACGCGAAAGAACAAACGUGUACAUCACGUUGCCUGUUUACACGCUCCGAGAGUUGUCUUUGAGAGCGAUCAAAAGACGUCUGACGUACGAUCGACAGGCGUUUCAACUCGACAUUCCGAGGAGUCUUCAACACGAACUGGCUACCAUGUUGCCGCGAAACGACGAUAGUAACGAUCAGGACGUGGACGAGAACGAGGACGAUCGUGGUAGUCGAAAUUCUUAGCGUUUGAUCCUUCGAAUCUUCGUGACCACUCGCCAGUAAGUCGAUCACGGUCCAACGAUUCUAUUGAUAUCAUACGUGAGAUGUAUCGAGGAAUUCGCGAGAAAAGUGACACCCCGGGAAAAUUCGUGUUUCUUCGACUUUCGACAUUCGACGCGUCGUUUCCGCUCUAGACCUCCUAUUAUUCGUGCAACUCUUAAAUCGGUGUCUGCUAGACGUAAAUGGGAUUUGGGGUUUCUUUGUACUUUUGUUAACACUUUGCUUACGGUUUAGUUUGAUAUUCGGUAGAUUUGCGUUAUAUUGCCACGAAAUUUGAAAACUCGAGAAUUAUGAUCCUACGCUUAAAUUAAUACGUGUUAUAAUUUUGGUAACAAUAUAACAUAUAGAGAUCCAACGCGGUGUAAUUUAGUAAACGGCCAUAUAAUGCGAGGCAAUUUAAUGUCGCGUUAUAACGUCCAAUACGUUGUGGCGUCACGAAUCGCAAUAUAAGGCGUUGUAAAUUUGACGAAUGGCAAUAUAACGCGGUGACUUAAUGAACGGCUAUAUAUUGCGAGGUAAGUUAAUGCGUCAUACGUCAGCGAAUGACAAUGUAAUGCGUGGUAAUAUAAUGGAUAAUGGUAUAAUACGUGGUGAAAUAACGCCUGGCGAUAUAACAUGUGGUGAUAUAACACAUGGUGAUAUAACGCGAGAUGAAUUAACGCAGCGUAAUUUCACGUAUGACGAUAUAACGCGUGGUAAUCCAGCGCAUCGCUAUUCCGCAAUUGGCAAUAUAACGCGCGGCGAUAUUACGCAUGGUGAUAUAACGCAUGGUAAUAUAACGCGUGGUAAACUAACGCAUCAUAAUUUCACGAAUGACGAUAUAACGCGUGGUAAUUCAACGCAUCGCUAUUCCGCAAUUGGCAAUAUAACGCGUGGCGAUAUAACUCGUGGUGAUAUAACGCGUGGUAAACUAAUGCAUCGUAAUUUUACGAAUCAUGAUAUAACGCGUGGUAAUCCAGCGCAUCCCUAUUCCACAAUUGGCAAUAUAACGAGUGGCGAUAUAACUCGUGGUG
Molecule: messenger RNA, 2138 nt
Organism: Megachile rotundata (alfalfa leafcutting bee)
Lineage: Eukaryota; Metazoa; Arthropoda; Insecta; Hymenoptera; Megachilidae
Product: von Hippel-Lindau disease tumor suppressor
Source: RefSeq, a predicted model, not a curated record